This is a messenger RNA of Anopheles darlingi, 2621 nucleotides long. It is a transcript of the gene Arp5, whose product is annotated as actin-related protein 5. Gene Ontology annotation, cellular component: cytoplasm; Ino80 complex. The record is from RefSeq and is a predicted model, not a curated record. Gene Ontology annotation, biological process: regulation of DNA-templated transcription. The transcript is spliced from 2 exons. NCBI's taxonomy places the organism in Eukaryota, Metazoa, Arthropoda, Insecta, Diptera, Culicidae. Bases 322 to 2307 code for a protein of 661 amino acids.
GUGUGUUUUUGCUUGUUGAAUGUCAAACUCGUCCGCUUGUUGUUUACAUCUCACGGGUUGAAACGUUCAAGCCGUGUUGGCCAGUUCUUGUCCACUUUUGUGCAUUUUUUUCUACAACUCCUCGCAAUUUCAUGUUUAACUAUUCCCAAUAAAAUUCUGCAAGAGAUACGGUGAUUUUUUCAAUAAAAAAUGUGUAGCAUCCCUGCAAAUCGUACGGGAUGUCUUUUCUGAGUUCAACCCCAAAGACGUCAACCACCAGGUAAAAAAAAGAAAACAAAAAAUCAAUGUUGUUUACACAGGCCGCACGCCGGGUACUGCAAAAUGGAAAUUACGCCGAUUGAAGAUUUAAAAAUCACGCCAGACGUCGUCCAACCAUACCCGGAUCCUUCGGUAGGGCGGGAAGCAGUGAUCGUGAUUGAUAAUGGCUCGUAUCAGUGCCGUGCCGGGUGGAUGCUCAAGGACCGCCCAGCGCUCACCUUCCGAAAUCUACUCGCGAAGCCGCGCAAAGAUCGCAACAAGAAGGACGUCGAAACCACCGCGGUACCCGUUACGCAGAUUGGAAACGAUAUCGUCAAUCUCGAGUCCAUGCGAAUGCAGUUGCGUACGCAGUUCGACCGGAACGUGGUCACACACUACAAUGUGCAAGAGCAGAUCAUGGAUUACAUCUUCACGAAGCUGGGCAUCAACGCCGAAAAUGCGGUACCGCAUCGCGUGAUGUUAACCGAGUGCUUGUUCAAUCCGAAUUACUGCCGGAGCUUAAUGUCUGAGCUGCUUUUCGAAUGCUACGAUGUACCGGGAAUAGCUUACGGGGUUGACGGUCUGUUCAGUUUCUACUCGAACCAGAGGCCCAAAAACGGGCUGAUCGUGGCCACCGGCUAUCACACAACACACGUUAUCCCGGUAAUGGCUGGCCGCAUGGUUGUGGAGAAUGUACGGCGCGUUAAUGUUGGAGGCUCGCACAUGAUCGCUUUCCUGCACCGCUGCCUGCAGCUAAAGUACACGAUCCACAUGAACGCGAUAACGCUUAGCCGAUGCGAAAUGUUGCUACACCGGUACGGUGAGUUCGCUUACGAUUACUUAGAGUCACUGCGUAACUGGGCCGGCAUCGAGUAUUACGAGCAGAAUAUUAGAAAGAUCCAACUCCCAUUCAACCAGCCGGCGGCUGUAACGACACUUACGAGCGAACAGAAAGUCGAAAAAAAGAAGGAACUUUCGAGACGGCUGGCGGAAAUCAACGCUCGCCGCCGUGAGGAGCGGAUGGCUCAGGAUGAGGAACAGCUCGCGCUGUUACAGCAACUGGAAGAGUCAGCGGAAGAUGGUGACGACAUUAGCGAUGGGUUGGCAGAGCAAGGGCUAAAGGACAUCGGGGAGCUUAAGCGGAUGAUUACAACGGUGAAUACGCGCAUUGAAAAAGCGCGCACCAAGCUACUCGCCCAAGGUGCCGGAAGUUCACAGCCGCAACAGGACACGGACAAGCUAAUGCAGCCACCCGCGAACAUGACCAUCGAACAGUGGGUGGAAGAAACGCGCCGCAAGCGGGAAGCGAUCCUAGAAAAACGGAAUGCACGAAAGCAACGGAAGGCAGAUCUUGCCAAACGCCGAACGGCCGCAGCCCAGGAAAGGAUGCGCAUCAUUUCUCACUUGGCCCGCAAAGAAAAGGGAAGCGACGAUUUCGGUAUGCGCGAUGAGGAUUGGGACGUUUACAAGCAGAUCAGCCGCGACGAGGAUAGCGAUCUGGAGCAGGAGAGUGUGCGUUUGCUGGAGUGCGAAAUCAUCCUCAAGCAGUACGACGCUACGUACGAAGAUCCGGUUAUGUUGACUGGUACCACCGCUGAACUUCACCAGCUGCAUCUCGGUGUCGAGUGUAUCCGAGCGCCGGAAAUACUGUUUCAACCAAGCAUUAUUGGCCUGCAUGAAGCGGGGGUUGCUGAGACAAUUGAUUAUGUGCUGAAGCUGUUCCCUCCAGAGCAGCGGCUAAGUCUUAUAGGCAACAUAUUUGUUACCGGCGGGUGUGCCAAAAUUCGGGGUCUUAAGGAACGGCUGACUCGGGAAAUGCGCGAGUUGUUACCGUUCCAAGCGCGAUUCGAAAUCGAUAUCGCCCGUGAACCCACGUUGGAUGGAUGGAAUGGUGCAAGUAAGUUCUGUCUAACCGAAACCUUUCGCCAAUCGUUGAUAACACGGCGAACGUAUGAAGAGUGUGGCGGUGAAUAUUUAAAGGAACACUUCAAUAGUAACGUGUAUUUUCCAACACCUAAAACAGCCGGCGGUUCCAUGGUUUUUCCUUCUUCUGGAGGGUCGGUCGGUUGAAUUGGCGGAUAAAAAAUAAAGAUUCGAACACAAACUAUCUCGAGCGUGCUUGAAGUUGAAACCGACUUGCGCAAGAAGGUUGUGAAAGGUGGACAACUACUCGGUAAACAUUUAUUUUGUUUAAUCCACAAAUUAACCGAGGAUUUACACGUUUUCACACAAAAAGGUCCUCCGAUAAGUGUUGUUAGAGUUAAUGAAACAAGAAUUGGUCCCUUGAACGUUUCCUUUCCCUCUCCGUCGUCCGUGUGUGAUUCGUAAAAAAGUUAUCGUCAAUCAACCUAGAACGCAUCAUUUUUGUUAUUUUUUGUGUGUGC